AUGGCUAUCUCCAAGGCCACUGCCUCAUGCCUCCAGAGCUUCACAGAAUGCCUGGCAGUCGAAGCGUUGAUGACGGACGAAUGGACCGAGAACCGCCUGGCCGACUUCAACUUGUGGAUCUCUGGGGUCGGUGCUUCAGCUCGGGGACGAGCAUCUCUCGACUCAAGGCUGAUAGCGAGGCCAGAAGCACGCAAGGUCAUAGAAAACUUAUUGAAACUGCUCGCGGGAGUUGUUAAUGACUUGAAAAGACAAGCAGUCUCCGGACCUGACCACUCCAUGCCGGAAUUUAGAAAUAGUCAGAGCGCUCCCGCACCACAGGAGCCUCCACCACGGCCAUUCUCCCCCUGGUCGACUGACUCUGACUCUGACUCGCGGGAGGACAACGAAUCCCGGCUAGGCUCUACGCGCAAUCCCCUGCACGAAGGAAUGCAGAAUGUAGAGAUGAUGCUGGAUCAGCUUGCAAGAAUUGGGGUCUCCAUACGCCAAUCAGGCAGACGGUCGCGUUUGCAAAAGGCAGACCAGCGCUUCAGGCCAGAGGGCCACAAAGAAUUAGAACAGCACCUUAGCACCAUCUUGCUUGCCCGCCCAGAAUUCUCGAAAGACGGAAUCGAGCUUUCAAAGCUGACUGAAGUUCAACAACGGUUGAUUCAUUGCAAUUUGAAACGCCGUAAUCGCUUCCUGUAUGCACAGCAGCACUCGAAGGGAUUGGACUCUUUGUCUCCAAUGGAUCAGUUCACAACACCGGUUACUGAUAUGAAGCCGACCGAUCCACAACCAGGACUGAAAGAUCAGAGACCUGGCGCAGCCAAUGCGAAGAUGUCGAGUGGGCAGGGAGAUGGGAAAACAGGAACGAGCGCAUCUGCAGUCAGCGAAUCGUACCUGUUAGAUGGAAUCCCAGUGCCAGCACCGGCAACAUCGACAAUAAUGUCGUCAACCGUGAUUGAUCUCGAAUACCCACGCCCCCCAAUAGUUAGCAAGGAGGCACAACUUUUUCGAUGUCCUUGCUGUUGCGUGGCACUUCCAAUGUUCUUUUUGGAAACAAAUAGGUGGAUGAAACACGUCGCAGACGAUGUUAGCCCCUAUAGCUGUAUCCUGUCAGGAUGCAGCAACCCUUAUGUUCUCUAUAGCACCAAAGAGAGUUGGAGAAAGCAUCUUCUGACAGAGCAUUCCAGUUUCGAAUAUUACAUCUGCUUUGCUUGCACUGACAAAAAGCAACUGUACUCGGAGAAUGAGUUUACUAUGCACAUCAGAAUACAACACGCGUCGACAAUACCACCGGAUCGGAUUCCACUUCUGACACCUCUCUGCAAACGAUCAGCCCCGGUCAAGAUUACCUCGUGUCCAUUAUGCACCUGGCCCGAAGGCGAAGACGGAGAAGUUGAUAAAGACGUGCUUUUAGACCAUAUUGCCAAGGAGAUACACGCUUUCUCACUGCGGGCAUUGCCCUGGGCUGAUGAUAAUGGGCAAGAGACUGAUGAGCGAAUAGAGUACAGCACGAACAAAGUCCGUGAUUGGCUCGUCGAGAACAAUUUGUCAGUCAACCCAAGUGAGGAGAGGCCAGUUCGUGAAAGGAGAAGCUACCUUUCUGAAUACUUCGAACAGAAUGCGUACUUUGGAGGCAGCUCGGCAGCCUCCAAUUCUAGUGACGUUGACACGGUUCUUUCUUGGGAAGUUGAACUUGACAACCUGAAAGAGGUAGACGGUCCCCUUUCUUUUGGAAGUGGUGAGUACGAUGUGUCUUCUAAAGAGGACACUGAUAAUGGCAAAGCAUAUUCUGAGCUUGAUUCGGGGAGACCUGAAAGUUUGGGAGUCGAUAUCCCCUACAGAAAGGACUCUGAUGAUGACGAACCAGGUUCCGAUGUUGAUUCACUCGGGCCUAUAAGUUGGGGAAGUGAUAUACCCAAUGUAAAGAGCUCUCAUGAUGACGAACCAAAUUCUAAUAUCGACUCAGGUCAGCCUGGAGGUUGGGGAGGUGAUAUACUGUAUAUCAAGGGCUUUUAUGAUGAUGAACCAAAAUCUGAUGUCGCGUCAGUCGGGCCCGUAGGUUGGGGAAGUGAUAUAUCCCACAUAAAGCGCUCUCAAAAUGACGGAAUACAAUCCGAGUUUGAGUUGGAGAAACCUGGAAGUGAGGCUCUUUCUGACAAGCGGUCUGGGACACCCAAUAAGGGUCCAAACCAGCAGCAUCCAGCUUCCAGUUCUCCUGCAGCACAGUCUUUGAGUGGUGCUUUACUCACAUCAGCCGACAAUGUAGAAGAUGUUGCGGCUGGCUUUCGCAUGCUCCGCGAGCCUCUCCCAGAGCAUGCAACAGAGAUUACUAUUCUUAUUUCGGAUCUUUAUUCUAUAUCGAGCUCACUAAGGGGUUAUAGUACGAUAUUAGGAAACGGAAUCCACCAACAAAAUAUUGCCUCUGCAGAGUCUGAUAUAGAAUUAGUCCGUACUAGUUUGAAAAAAACACUGGAUGAUAUUUUCGAUUUCUUUGGCGACAUCGACCUUCGCCAAGGAUCGGAUAGGGACAAAUACCAGCGAACGUGGACCGUGAUGUGUAAGUACUUCUACGACAAGUCCCAGGGGUCACUUGCAAAUCGUCUGGCUAUAUACAAAGCCUUUCUAGGUGAACUAGCGAAUAUUAGCAACGAAGGGUUUUCGGAUGGAAAGCUGAUGGCCAACCUGCGGAGACAUAUCGAAUCUCUACAGGACAGCCAGACCUCCCGCUCUACAUUGAAAGUGGGCCCUGCAUCCCCUACAGCUUCCAACCCACAUGGCCCUGACUCUGUGGAUGACGAUUCGAGUAGAGAUCAACCAGGUUCCGUCAGUAAUCACUGGGUAAAAACAGUUUUUGAAACCAAUACCUCAUCUACCCCAAUUCCCGAGACUGGAGAAAGCUCUGAAUGCUUCGGUGAGCCGCAAGUUGAUGUGAAGACAUGGCUUCAUUACGAGGGUUUUAGACAGGCUCUUCAAUUGCCUUUCCCUGACCAACGGGAUACCCUAGUUUCAUUUUACGUCCGAGACUUUGACCACUGUGUACGAAUCUUAUGCGAAAGGGUUUCCGUGAAUGAACCCCACGAUUAUUACUGCCUACCGCUGGAUAUGCUUGAGAUUGUUCGCGUUGGCUCCUGUCUUCAGUUGUGUCGGCGCAGGCGUCAAGGGCAGGAACUUGUGCUCUGGCUGAAUCUUAAGUUCACGACAAUUGAAAGCAUGGUUUGUUUUUUCAGCACGUUUUUAGCUCUCCGUAGCCAAGACCGUGGUCGACCGGUUGAGCGGAUCAGAGAUUAUGAGCUGGACAUGGAGAAUGAGCUAUACGGAGGCCUAAUAUUUGCUGGAAAAGAUUUACACGCCCUGCGAAUAUACCAGGACGGCUCUUCUCGGGCUGUACGACUCCAGGCCUCGAUGUAUCGUGGGGAGAUGAAAUAUGUUCCAGUCUGGACAGCCUUUAUCACCCAGCAUAUGAAGUCCGAAGGAUGGAUCCGCUUGAUGCCUCCAACUCUCGUUUUAUUGCGCGAAUUACACAAAAUAGUAUUCAACUUCUCUGACAAUAGCCCGCAGCGCACACGGGAUGGGGAGUAUGUAAUACAAUUUACAACAGACGCUGUCCGCGCCAACGCCAAGCUAAGUGCGGCUGCUGUAUUUGUGAAUAUUGCUACCGAUUCAAGCUGGAGUUCAACUGCGGUGGUUUUCUUCCUGAAAGUGAUGCCCGGGCCGGUCGCCUUCGGCACCUGCGACGCUGCAACACAUAUGGCAGAGGAACGCAAACUGCCCACUUGCGAUGUGCCUCGGGUAAUGAUUGGUUCAGCACUGUUGCACUAUUUGGCGGCCAUUCCAACGAUGAUAAUAUACCUCUUUUGCAUCGUCAAUCCACAGACUAUGCUCUCUCCGGUAGGCAGCCAACUAUUGAUCCAGCUGCUGUCUGAUGGUCACGCAUCUAAAGCGCUUACUGUGAUUGCGGGCGCAUUGAUCCUGGUGAGUUUCACUAUCGGCUGGUGGGCAGCCUUGGGUGUCACUUUCAACGCUCCGAUCUUAAGCACUGUUUUGGGCAUCGCAAUCGGAGCCAUACAACUUGGGUCAACUACCGCUCUGAACGCAGGCCUAGCAGGGGCAAGUCUGUGCUGUGGCUUUUCUUGGAUUGUCGUAUUCACCUUUCGUGAGUGGCGGGGCAACGACUUGAUCUACAGCGUUGGCUUAAUCUGGGGAAGUGGGGUCGUCCGUUGCCUAUAA
This is a messenger RNA of Aspergillus pseudotamarii, 4212 nucleotides long. RefSeq lists its product as uncharacterized. The transcript is spliced from 10 exons. Lineage: Eukaryota; Fungi; Ascomycota; Eurotiomycetes; Eurotiales; Aspergillaceae. Bases 1 to 4212 code for a protein of 1403 amino acids. The record is from RefSeq and is a predicted model, not a curated record.